CAUUUCCUGAAAUCUCUCCACUGUUCGAAGAAAAUAUAGAAUGGCUGGUCUUCUCGCAUCAUCCCCACGCCCGUACGUCGCCCUCCCUUACAAAACCCCCCGUCUCCUUCUCCCCCGUUCUCUCCAUCUAACCUCCCGCCGGAACCCUAGACUUUUCCGCCUCCCCCCUGCAUACGCCGGAAAGGCCAGACGGAUCCGGAUAGAUCGUUCCCCUGGCGGCGACGACAAAGAAGGCUCCCCCAGCCCCAGCCUGUCAGGCUUCACGGACGAGUGGGGCGAGAGAUCCGAGCCGGAGGUGGAACCCCCUGCAGAAGCCGAUCCGCCCAAGAACGAAGAUGAGUGGGGGAGUGAAGGGACCUCAGAAGGAGCCCCACAAAGGGCUUCUGUGAUCACUGAUGAGUGGGGUGAGAAAACGGAGUUGGAGCCGGAGGAGCCGGCGAAGCCUGAUCCGCCGGUGGAUGAAGAUGAGUGGGGGAAUGGAACCCCGACGCCAGAUGAUAAACUUGGGGAUCUGAAGAGGUGUUUGGUUGAUACGUUUUACGGAACUGAGUUGGGAUUUAGGGCUGGUACGGAGGUUAGGGCGGAGAUUGUUGAGCUCGUCAGCCAGUUGGAGGCGCAGAAUCCUACGCCUGCACCCAAUGAGGCGCCGGAGCUUCUUGAUGGGAACUGGAUUCUUUUGUACACAGCUUUUUCAGAGCUCUUACCUCUUCUAGCAGUUGGGGCUACACCGGCAUUAAAAAUUAAGAAGAUUUCUCAAUCCAUUGACAGUAAAAGUAGAACCAUAGUCAAUGCUACAACACUUGCUAGUCCAUUCGCUACUCUCUCUUUCAGCGCAUCCGCUUCAUUCGAAGUUUUAAGUCCAUCAAGAAUUGAGGUUCAGUUCAAAGAGGGUAUUUUUCAGGCCCCAGAAGUAUCAACAACUUUGAAUCUUCCUGAAAAAAUAGAAUUUUUUGGGCAGAAGAUUGACCUGCAAACUGUUCAGCAGUCGUUGAAUCCAAUACAAGAGGCCGUUGCUAACAUCUCACGUGGAAUUUCAGGCCAGCCACCUCUCAAGGUUCCAAUUCCUGGAAACAGGUCAAAAUCAUGGCUCUUAACAACCUAUCUUGAUCAAGAUUUUAGAAUUUCAAGGGGCGAUGGUGGCUUGUUUGUCCUCGCAAAGGAAGGAAGCCCCUUACUAGAUCAACUCUCAUGAAAUCUUUUGCAUAUUCAUGGGAUUUGUUGGGCCCCUUUAGUUACAAUUUUAAUGAAAUAUUUGUAUGCUUUUCCGUCCUUUUUGGACAUCUAAAAGUUCUAUCAAUCUUCCAAGGUAUUUAUUUAUGAGAAGUUUGCUGAA
This is a messenger RNA of Dendrobium catenatum, 1333 nucleotides long. Its product is annotated as probable plastid-lipid-associated protein 3, chloroplastic. The coding region runs from base 41 to 1192 and encodes 383 amino acids. Lineage: Eukaryota; Viridiplantae; Streptophyta; Magnoliopsida; Asparagales; Orchidaceae. The transcript is spliced from 3 exons. The record is from RefSeq and is a predicted model, not a curated record.